UGGAAAGCGAAGAAAUCCAAGCAGAACAACUAAAAGUUGAACGAGGAUGAGGCGGAAGAAGUGAAGAAGCUGGUGAGGGAGGACGGAGACAUGGUGGACAUCCUAUACCUCACCAGUCCGCAGGCAAUAGAGGCUGCUGAGCUCUAUGAGCCAAGCUCAUUGAGCGAAGCUGAGAUGGAGGAGUUUACCAAUGCUGCUGGGGGGCUGCGCAUCCCCAAGAAGCCAAGGAAGAAGUCAACGACUUCAGCUGUGGCGAACAGAGGGGUGCCCGAGAGAGAGCGCCUACCCAGCACCUCAGCCCGGGCCGUGGAGGUGCAGCCAAGGCCGGAGCCUGUGAUGGGAGGCAGUGAGGACGUAAGCGAGGAGACAGCACCGCUCCAGAGGAAGAAGAGGAGGGUGGCAGAGCUAGAAGGCAGGGUGGAUGAGGUGGUGGAGUUCGUGCCUCGACCUUCUCCUCCAGAAAUCGAUCCUGAGGUCCAGGAGAGGGGAGAGGCCGAGGUGCGAGGCCUUAGUGGGGGCAAGGAGCGCACCCCACCCCACGCGUACCAGAAAGGUUUGUUUGAGGCGACAAACAUGACUGGGGCAAAGCACUUUCUCAACACUACGCUUCCUGACGUGGAUAGGAUGCAAGCGAAGAACGAGGUGCUUAGCCAUGCGGGGUAUACCGUGGUGAGGCACGCCCUAGAGAGUGCGAGCUGGACAAACGCUCUAGCACAGGAGUAUACAGAGAGCGUUAGAGAUCGUGCCAGCUUGCAGAGGCAGUGCGAUGCCCUGCGAAAGGAGAAGGAGGAGCUCCAGAAGGAAAUGGGGGAGUUGCAGAAGAAAAACCAGCAGAUUCAAAGGAGGCUGGAUGAGGUGACACCAACAGUGACAGAGCUCCAAAGUGAUAACAAUGUCUUGAGCACGAAACUCUCUCUUGAGGAACGUAAAAGGAAAAUUUGCGAAGAGAAGCUCGAGGCUCAAGACAAAUAUAUCGAGAGCCUGAAGAAAGGGGCAGUAGAGCUGAAGAAGAACGUGGAGCUGUUGGUGCACAACGGAAUGGAGGGACAUAUUGGCAACUUCCUCAACUCCAGCACCUUCGAGGACAUCCUCAAGCUAUACCGGAUGCCAACCGCCAUCCUGGCCUUCACCGACUGCAGAAAGAAGGUGAAGGCUCAGUACCCUGAGGUGGACGUGACAACGGUCACCUUUGGGGAACAGGAGGAAGGAGUGGAGGAAGAUGGCGAGAGUCUCUGUGCGGACUUCCGCCCUCAGAUUACUCUGAGGUGGGAGCGUGAUGCAGAGGGGCGCACCAUAUUUCCUCCAACCUUUGAUGCUGAGUUGGUGGCUGUGGAGGGAGAAGAAGAAGAAGAAGAAGAAGAAGAAGAAGAAGAAGUGCUGGACGCUGGAGUUGAGGCGGCAAUGGCCGAAUUGCAGCUUCCGGAAGUGCAGCCAGUCUCCUCUGACGAGGUGCAGCUGCUGCCCCCCCUGAAGCAGAAGUGCCAAUCCUGCCUGCUGGAGACGAGCCACUGCUACCGCCUCUUCCUGUUGAGGAGCAGCCUCCUCCUCCAACAGAGUAGCUUAGGUUUUAAUUUUGUUAAUGGUAUUUGUAAAUAACAUUUGUGGAGAUUUUAUAAAAUUUUUAAAGUUUU
Molecule: messenger RNA, 1631 nt
Organism: Rubroshorea leprosula
Lineage: Eukaryota; Viridiplantae; Streptophyta; Magnoliopsida; Malvales; Dipterocarpaceae
Source: the annotation of a GenBank genome assembly